AUGAAUACGGGAGCAAAAGAUGCGACGCGCUCCGAACAUCGGACGACGUUCAAGGAGGGUCUCAAGUUGUACCCCAAAGCAAUAGGAUGGAGUAUGUUAUUAAGCAUGACGAUUAUCAUGGAAGGCUAUGAUCUCGUGCUGGUCAACAGCUUCUAUGCGUUUCCAGCAUUUCGAAAGGCGUAUGGAGUUCCGACUGCGAACGGAUACGAAAUCACAACCUCCUGGCAGUCCGCGUUGACGAACGGAGCCUUCAUUGGCGAAAUCCUGGGCCUGCUCUUUAGCGGCCUCCUAACGGAACGGUUUGGCUACCGGUACACCAUUGUUGGCUCGCUAGUAGCGCUGGCGCUCUUUAUAUUUCCCGCAUUCUUCGCUUUCGAUAUUGGAACCCUGAUGGCAUCACAAGUACUCUGCGGAUUACCCUGGGGUGUAUUCCAGACUCUUUCGACUACCUAUGCUGCGGACGUUGUCCCGAUGCAUCUUAGGGCAUAUCUUACGUCCAGCGUUAACUUAUGCUGGCUAAUCGGCCAACUUAUCGGACUGGGAGUGUUACGAGGAGCAGUACACGUCAGCUCUGAAUGGUCCUACCGGAUUCCAUUCGGACUCCAAUGGGCGUGGGCUGUACCGCUUGCCAUUGCGAUCAUGUUCGCUCCAGAGUCCCCUUGGUGGCUGGUUCGCCAUGAGCGCUACGAGCAGGCGAAACGUUCGCUCACCCGCCUUACAAAGCGGGACGGGGACUUCAAUAUAGACGGAAGUAUUGAGCUAAUGAAGCACACGACACAAGUUGAAAAAGACUUCGGCUCCGGUGUAUCGUAUCGGGACUGCUUCAGAGGAACAGACCUCCGUAGGACAGAGAUUACCUGUAUGGUUUGGACAACGCAAACGCUAUGCGGCUUGCCAAUGACCUCGUACGCAACCUACUUUUAUCUCCAAGCGGGAAUCACCACAGAGGCAGCCUUUGAUCUCUCCGUUGGGAUGUAUGCCUUGGCCAUACUCGGCAACCUCCUAUCUUGGUCUGUGAUGCGAGUGGUUGGACGUAGAACUUUGUACCUCUGGGGCUGUGCUGCGUGCACCAUCAUCAUGUUCGUGGCCGGAUGUGUUGGACUUGCACCGGACUCUCCGGCUAUUGCAUGGUCCCUCGGUUCCCUCAUCAUUCUCUUUACCUUCUUAUAUGACGUGACCAUCGGGCCGGUAUGUUACUCGCUGGUAGCCGAGAUUCCAUCCACACGCCUACGAGUAAAGACCGUAGUUUUGGCUCGAGUGGCGUACAACAUUGCAUUCAUGAUUGCGGGAGUGCUGAUGCCGUACAUGUUGAAUCCGACGGCUUGGAACUGGAGAGGCAAGACCUGUUUCUUCUGGGCUGGAACGAGCUUUUUAUGCUUCGUCUGGUGUUUCUUUCGACUUCCAGAACCGAAGGGUCUUACGUACAUGGAGCUUGAUCUCCUUUUCGAGAAGAGAGCGAACGCGAGGAAGUUCCGAAGCUUCCAACAGAACCUUGCUUCUACUGGAUAUUUCAGCUUGCAUACUAGAGACGGGGUUGAUGGAUGGGCUGACCGAUGA
Coniosporium apollinis CBS 100218 is the source of this 1557-nucleotide messenger RNA. RefSeq lists its product as uncharacterized. Gene Ontology annotation, molecular function: carbohydrate:proton symporter activity. The coding region runs from base 1 to 1557 and encodes 518 amino acids. The transcript has 5 exons. Gene Ontology annotation, cellular component: membrane. The record is from RefSeq and is a predicted model, not a curated record. NCBI's taxonomy places the organism in Eukaryota, Fungi, Ascomycota, Dothideomycetes. Gene Ontology annotation, biological process: carbohydrate transport; transmembrane transport.